CAAACUAAGAAGAAACAUCGAAUUUAUCUAUAUUUCUCCAAAUCCUAAACCCCCCACCGAAGUAUGUAUUUAUACCAUCGAUUAAUCAUGAAUUGAAUUCAUUGCCAACCGAUGUGGGGCCCUCACAAACCGAGGUUUUAUACAUGCAUCUCAGUCUUUGACUACUAGGAGCCGAUCCCUAAGCACCCGACAUGAGCCAUGACCAUUCGGACGUGUUAACCACGAGCGCGAAUUCAUUAUCCUCCGAAUCCGACGUAUAUCCCUUACACAAUGAAACUACGGUACUGGCAACGCCUACCCUGGAGUCAAUAUCGGAGAAAACGAUGGAGGCGAGCAAUCAUCACACCGCAACGAACAAUUCCGGCAACCAAACAAGCUCAUUAGAGUCUGAAGAUAGCCCAAGGUCCCGCAGUGCUUCAAAUUUUCAUGAAGCGGGGGCAGCUGCGAAUGAGGCUACUUUACGACAUGUUGGACCAAGUGAGUCGAAUGGCAACUGUGUCACUGCUAACAACUCGAAGGAUGUGGGCACUCCAACUAGUUACAACCUCAUAAAUAACCCGCCAAACCUCGCAAGAAUACGACAAGUAAUGUUUGAGUGCAAAGAUCCAAUUGAGAUUAGCCUCGAAGAAUUUGAAACAUACUGGCCAUACAUCGAUAAUGUGUGGGUUAAGCAAAGGUCCAACUCCAGCAAAGAAGGCCACUGCACAACAGACUACUAUAUGUGUCGUCUACGGCGCCCAACGCAUCGCACAUCUGAGACUCGGCCUCUACCAGAGGGUAAGCGUCCUCGGAAAAAGAGGGUACGUGAGGGUGGUAUCUGCAACUUUCAAAUUAAAGUUGUGCGCUUUGAAGGAGCCUAUUCAACGGUGACUAUCGCAAGGACACCUGGGAGUAGCCCCAUACACUCGCAUGACCUUGAUUACAUUGACAAGGUGAAGCGUAAUUCGGGGCUUAUGGAAUUCGCUCGUAAGGAGGCCAUUAAGGGAUACUUGCCGUCGUCUAUAUACACGAAAUUCCAGGAAGAACUUGAGAAGCUUAUCGAAGCAGGGGGAAAAUUCUGCACGGUCACGGACGUUCGCAAUGUCUCUGCGAAAUGGCGAAUACAAAACCCGGAGGUUAGGCUCAUACCUCAUGAUGGAUAUGAAUACCAGAAGGGCCAUGGCAUUGUGAGGAUAAGGGUUACUGAUGGUAACUGUAAAGCAUCAGCCAAUUCAACACCACCGAAGACGUAUCUGGAUUCACCCUUACCGCCAGACACACUCCUAUUUCCUCAGUUUCCUUUAGAUUUUCUCGAACCUUAUCUCCCAAGAUACGACGAGAGACGUCUGUUUCCGCACGUUACUUUGUCAUAUGCAUCCUCGAUGGAUUCCAAAAUAUCACUGCUCCCAGGAAUGCAGACGGUGCUUUCUGGGCCGGAGGCAAAACUGAUGACGCAUUACCUAAGGUCGCGCCAUGAUGCUAUUUUGAUAGGUGUUGGGACUGUGCUGGCUGAUAACCCGGGCUUGAAUUGUAGGCUGGAGGGUGCAGGUGGGUUUGGCGGUCUUGGACGAAUGUGGCAACCGCGACCGGUCAUAAUCGACCCAACAGGGCGAUGGCCCGUUCAUCCCGAAUGCAGAAUGCUGCGGACAGCGGUUGAAGGGAAAGGCAAGGCACCCUGGGUGGUUGUGUCACCAGGGGCCCAAAUCCACCCUCAGAAAUUGAUGAUGCUGAAAGGGUAUGGAGGUGACUUUCUCCGAAUAGUGGAGUAUAAUCAAAAUUGGCGUUUGCGCUGGGAAGCCAUUCUACGCGCCUUGGCUUCGGAGGGGGUCAAAAGUGUGAUGAUUGAAGGUGGUGGGACUGUGUUGAGCGAGCUGUUGAACCCCGAAUAUACGGAAUUCAUUGACUCUAUCAUUGUAACUGUCGCGCCGACAUAUCUGGGCAGUGGCGGGGUGCCAGUAAGUCCGGAUUCAAAGCGUGAUGAACAAGGAAAGCCCAAUGCUGCCCUCAACCCGAGGGAAGUGAAAUGGAUGCCGCUCGGACAAAAUGUUAUAAUGUGUGGAAGAAUCCGUGCUGUAACCACUGUUCAGGCUGGUGAAUCCAAUACUCACAGCCCGGGUUCGUGACACCUAUGCCUAUAUGGGAUCAACAUUAAGAACUUACCUCGGGGGUUAAUACAACUACUGGCUACCUAUAUUCAAAUGUGUAGAACACUUGUGCAUGGAUAGAUGUUGGAAACGGAGGUUCAACGUCGUGGGAUAAUGAUACUAAUGGUCAACUAUGUUUGUAUGAACUCAUGAGUUAUGCACAAUUUUCCAAUCCUCCGUAAAACUUGCUACCUGUAUAUAGAUGAGUCCGCGCCCCAAGCUUACAUAGACUACUUAGCGGCUCACCGAGUACACUCAGGCCUAUAUAGGUACAUGUUAAUAGAUACAAGGUUCCUGCUCGGAAAGGCUAGGUCAAGAAAGCAGGGAUUUUGGUUGGAGGUAUCAAAUUAUAUGUAAGCCGCAUGCAUGCUAGGUACCGUACUGACAAAUCUCUUGUUAGGGAGACUGAUGAUCAUCAGUUUAGAUGUACACUGGGUGGAACCUAAGUGCUAGCCCAGGGCCUGGUUAUAUGUAUAAAGCCAAGUACCAAAUGGUGGCAGAGUUUGGGAGUACAGAAUAGGGAUAUUUUAGUCUUUCCGUGGAUUUUGUGCGGAAUUGGGUCUUGAAACUACCUUUUAGUUGGGUACUUGGGGUCAGG
This is a messenger RNA of Aspergillus pseudotamarii, 2721 nucleotides long. RefSeq names its product RibD family protein. The transcript has a single exon. Bases 192 to 2102 code for a protein of 636 amino acids. Gene Ontology annotation, biological process: riboflavin biosynthetic process. The record is from RefSeq and is a predicted model, not a curated record. Lineage: Eukaryota; Fungi; Ascomycota; Eurotiomycetes; Eurotiales; Aspergillaceae. Gene Ontology annotation, molecular function: 5-amino-6-(5-phosphoribosylamino)uracil reductase activity.